Molecule: messenger RNA, 1235 nt
Organism: Aspergillus saccharolyticus JOP 1030-1
Lineage: Eukaryota; Fungi; Ascomycota; Eurotiomycetes; Eurotiales; Aspergillaceae
Product: zinc-dependent alcohol dehydrogenase family protein
Exons: 3
Coding region: 113-1192 (359 amino acids)
Molecular function (GO): oxidoreductase activity
Source: RefSeq, a predicted model, not a curated record
UUUCUUUCUUCCUCCUCUCGCCAUUCAAUUUUGCAGAUUGUUCUUGUAUACUACGAGAUCAACUCUCUAUCUUAGGAGUCAAUUCCUUCUUAAGUAUCUGCGAGAUCCAAGUAUGUCAAUCCAACAAUGGACCACCCCCCUGGAGGGGCUCGCCAGCCUCCGCCAAACCACAGCCCCGCAACCCACGCCAGGUGCCAAUGAAGUCCUGGUUGAAAUCCGCGCGGUGUCGCUCAACUACCGCGAUAUUGAGGUCACGAAAGGCGAAUACAACCACCACAAAUCCGUCAACAAGGAGACACCUGAGACGGUGCCCUGCUCGGACAUGUGCGGUGUCGUCUCCCAGGUCGGCCCCUCGGUCUCGCGCUGGGCUGUGGGCGACCGCGUGCUCUCCACCUUCCUCCCGGACCACAUCACCGGCCAGGUCACGCCCCAAAUGCUCGCCAAGGGGAUGGGCCACCCGCUGCCGGGCGUGCUGGCGACGCACCGCGUGUUCCCGGAGCACGCCCUCGUCAAGGCGCCGGGGUACAUGACCGACGCGGAGGGGGCGACGUUGCCGAUUGCGAGUGUCACGGCGUGGAUGAGUGUGCAGGGGCGCUUGAGGGGGGCGGUGGAGAAGGGGGAGGAUGUGAGUAAGAAGGUGGUGUUGGUGCAGGGAACGGGUGGAGUGGCCGUGUGUGGGUUGCAGAUUGCGAAGGCGUGGGGCGCUAGAGUUAUUGUGACCUCCUCCUCAGACGCGAAACUCGAACAGGCCAAGUCGCUCGGCGCGGACUAUACCAUAAACUACCGGACGACGCCCAAUUGGGAGGACGAGGUCAACCGUUUCACGGAGGGCAAUGGAGUGGAUAUCAUCCUUGAGACGGGCGGCGCGAAGACGCUGCGCAAGAGCUUUGAGUGUAUUGCGUUCGGAGGCUUGAUCAACUGCAUCGGGUACGUCUCGGGCAAGGUGGAUGAGCCGGAGGACCGUGUCAAUGUCAAUCUGUUGUGUCUGCGGCGGAAUGUGACGCUACAGGGAAUCAUCAAUGGGCCUAGAGAUGAGUUUGAGAAGAUGGUGGAGUUCUACGAACAGCGCCAAAUCAAGCCGGUGGUAAACCGCGUUUUUGGGUUCGCGCAGGCGAGAGAGGCCUUCGAGUUCGUGGAGAGCGGCGGCCACUUUGGUAAGGUCGUUAUCGAUGUGGCUGGAGGUUCGCAAUGAGGUGUCAUUUUCUGAAGAGUCAAUAUGUCAGGGUUAAUGAGAG